AGUUAAUUAAAUAAAAAAAUAAAAAACGUUAAUACACUAAAUAGCCACCAGAGAGGACAAGCUUUUUCCUGGAAGAGAACCUUGAUGUCCCCACGCCUGCCCAGUGCAUUCAGUAUCGGCCAUGUCUGGUUGCGAGACAGAAUACAGCUUUUGUCAAAUGUGAUGUAAAAAGUAUGUUUGUGUUUUGCAUUUUAGUUAACACCACACCUUUUACUAAUCGUAACUUAAUCCUCCUAACCUUCUGCGUAAACUCUCUAAUAUUAACCUGGUAUGAAAAGUCCAAUUUAACUAAGCUUUAUCCCUUCUAGACAAAACCCUCAGUACCGCCUCCCCUCAGACCAACGUGACAGGAAUCAGAAUUGCGGAUGACGGUGCCACUGGGUCUUGUUUUCAGUUAGCCUUAGAUAAACAAGCGGUACUGCUGGUCCUACAGACAAUCUACGGAUGAGAUAGUAGAAUCGGCUGGGGAAAUCGGUUACAUACAGAGCUAGAGUAAUGGCAACAGUUAAACCAGAUGACAGACUGACACGUUCUCAGGGCUUUAUGUGCGUUGGUUUUGCUGGAGUUUUCAGUAAAACUGUCACGUCGCCUCUGGAGUUGGUGAAAAUCAAGAGUCAAGUAGGCACAUUUCACUGUAAAAAAGGCUUUCUGCACAGCUUUCUUGUCGUCUACCAGAAUGAAGGCCUACGGGGAUUUUGGAAGGGAAACCUCGUCUCCUGUCUCCGCCUGUUUCCUUACAGCGCCGUCCAUUUGGCAACAUACAAACAUAUCGUCCACCUCCACAUGGAUGAAUUGGGCUACAUCUCUCAGUGGAGGGCAAUUUUGGCUGGUGGGCUAGCUGGUGUGAGUGCUGCACUGGCCACGUACCCUCUGGAGGUGGCAGAGACUCGCCUCAUAGCUCAGAACUGCAGAGAGCCCACAUACAGGGGGGUGGUCCACACGCUCUCCAAGUUAUACCAGACCGAAGGCCUUCGAACACUCUACAGUGGAUUCUCUCUCACAGUCUUAGGUGCGUUUCCCUUCUCCAUUGGUUGCUAUGCAGUCUACGUCAACUUGGAUAAGCUGUGGCGGGAGCCCCAAUUCCGGUUCACUCCACUACAGAACUUCAUAAAUGGCUGCUUAGCGGCAGGAAUAGCGCAAACCUUCUCCUACCCCUUUGAAACUGUGAAAAGGAAAAUGCAGGCCCAGAAUCCUCGGCUCCCGCAUUACGGUGGGGCCGAUGUCCACUUCACUGGAAUGCUGGACUGCUUCAGGCAGGUGAUCAGAAACAAGGGCAUCCUGACACUGUGGAGUGGCAUCACAGCCAACAUGAUCAAGAUUGUCCCUUACUUUGGCCUUCUCUUCAGCUGCUUUGAGAUGUGCAAGCAGGUCUGUCUGUACCGCAACGGGUACAUUGUGUCUCCAUUGAGCUAUAAGUUGGCACCAGGAGUGGACCAGAGCAUGGGCCCCACUGAGGUAGAAGAGGUGAAACGGUACUUGAAGAAUAGGAGUUUUCAGUCACAGCAAGGAAGUCGCUGGUAAAACUGGUGGAUCAAAAACGCCUGGAUUUCUGAAGGGGAUGAUGAUCAUUAGUACAGGAAAGUGUCGGAAUGAUGAUGGAAAGGAGUCAGGAAUAUUUGUUGGAAUGCUUCAAUGCUUUGAAGAUGACUAUUUGGUUGAUGUCAGGUCUUUUACAGCUUUGUGUUUGUGUAUUAGCAACCAUUUCAGAAUCAGAGAUAGAUCCAUUGAUAUUUCAAAGUUGCAAUGCAAUCAUAAGAAUUGCACUUCUAUACUCAACACAUGGGAAACGUUUUAACUGUUUGUUCAUCAAUUCCUCUUUCAGAGUUAAAGUAUUUUUUUAAUGAUAGUUUUUUGACAGUUCUGUGUUAUUACUACAGUUUAUUCAUGCUUAUGGGCUGCAGGUAGCCUAGAGGCUAAGAGCUUUGGGACAGUAAGCGAAAGGUUGCUGGUUUGAAUCCCUGAGCUGCUGAUGUGCCAUUGAGCUUGGCACGUAACCCUAAUUGCUCCUGUAAGUCGCUCUUGAUAACAGCGUCUGCUAAAUUACCAUUUUUAAAUGUUACGGCGCUGACCUGGUUCUAACAAUGGUCUUGGCCUUAUGUAAUGGCCAUGAAGAGGAACACAAAGCACAAACCUGUUUAUAAAAUGGAAUUAUCUUACAAUGCAAAUGAAUGCUUUUUUUCAUUAUAUUUGUAAUGUAGUAAUGACUAUUUUAACAGACUUGGGUAUAUCAUUUAUGUGCCUUAAGGUUUCCUUUAUUGAUUAUAGGGCUUAUUUUGAUGACUGUUUUAAUUAUGAUAGGUAGUUAUGUAAUUAUUCACACAGGUAUCUGAGUCGAAGCCAUUAAUCAGUUGCUAACUUUCAUAGCACAUACUGUAUCGUUGUGAUCCUAGCAAUAAAAUUGUAACUGAAGCACUUCAGUGUCACUGAGAAUGAAAGGGGAAAGGAAACACUAGGCCUUAGAAUGCCAGUUCACUGUAACUAACUCCUAAAGUGUUUCCAUUCCCCUUUAAGAUUACGUGUAUACGGUAUGUAAUACAUUUGAUGUAUGAAAUUAUGCAAAUUUAUAAUUAAUUAUUUUAGAUUGAGAUGAUUCAGAAUCAUUGAAGUAAAUUUUACUUGAACAGUCAUUGUAAUGGACAAAUAAAUUCCUUUGCUAAGCAA
Molecule: messenger RNA, 2661 nt
Organism: Oncorhynchus gorbuscha (pink salmon)
Lineage: Eukaryota; Metazoa; Chordata; Actinopteri; Salmoniformes; Salmonidae
Product: solute carrier family 25 member 43-like
Exons: 5
Coding region: 496-1521 (341 amino acids)
Biological process (GO): transmembrane transport
Source: RefSeq, a predicted model, not a curated record